Python bivittatus (Burmese python) is the source of this 2288-nucleotide messenger RNA. The record is from RefSeq and is a predicted model, not a curated record. Lineage: Eukaryota; Metazoa; Chordata; Lepidosauria; Squamata; Pythonidae.
UUUGCAUGACAUACAGAGCAGGCAGGCAGGUAAAGUUUUGGAUAGUGUGUCAACAGCUUUCUUGUCAAGCUGCAGUGUGUCCCUGUCAAACUGCUGUUUUACAGUUGGUUCUACUCCCCAGGAAUGUCUUGCUGAAGGUGGCGAAUGCUGCAAUUCCUGCAGUCUGACUGCUAACUCUCAGUGCAGUAAUGGACUUUGCUGUAGAAAAUGUCAGUUUGAACUUAAAGGUGUAGUCUGCAGAGAAGCUGUAAAUGAUUGUGACAUUCCGGAGAGCUGCAAAGGAGACUCCAGUCAGUGCUCUCCAAAUCUCUACAAAAUAGAUGGGUAUUCAUGUGAUAAUGAACAGGGCAUUUGUUUUGGAGGAAGAUGCAAAACAAGAGACAGACAGUGUAAAUACAUUUGGGGAGAAAAAGUGACAGCUGCUGAUAAAUAUUGCUAUGAAAGAUUAAAUAUAGAAGGAACAGAGAAAGGUAGCUGUGGCAGAGACAAAGAUACUUGGAUUCAGUGCAAGAAUGAAGAUGUUCUUUGUGGAUAUCUUCUAUGUUCUAACAUUGCCUCUAACAUUCCAAGACUUGGGGAGCUUGAUGGUGAAAUCACAUCUAUUUCUCUCCAGAAUCUGGGGAAAACUUAUAAUUGCAGUGGUGGUCAUGUGAAGCUGGAGGAAGAUGCAGACCUGGGUUAUGUAGAAGAUGGGACUCCCUGUGGUCCUGAUAGGAUAUGCUGGGAUCACAGAUGCCUCUCAAUGGAUUCUUUUAACUUCAGUUCUUGCCCUGGAAGUACAGAUGGCUUCAUUUGUUCAGGACAUGGAGUUUGCAGUAAUGAAAUGCAGUGUGUCUGUGAACAGUUAUGGACAGGUGUAGACUGCAGUAAGCGCCUCGUGAAACCAAUAAUUGAUGGAAGUUUGCACAAUUCAGGUGUCACUAGCACAAAUAUUAUUAUUGGUGCUAUUGCCGGUACAAUUUUAGUGUUGGCUCUCAUUAUGGGAAUAACAGCAUGGGGUUACAGAAACUAUCGAAGACAGAGACAAAUUCCUCAGGGAGAUUAUGUUAAAAAGCCUGGUGAGGCCGACUCCUUUUAUAGCGACAUGCCACCUGGAGUCAGCACAAACUCUGCAUCUAGUUCUAAGAAGAGGUCUGCUUUUCUGUCGCAUUUUCAGAUUUCUACCUGUUCCAUCACACAUUAUUCCAUUAGUCAGAACCUUUCAUUGUUUUGCAGCAGGUCAAACGGCUUAUCUCAUUCAUGGAGUGAAAGAAUCCAAGAUGCAAAGAAUCUUUCAGACAUCUGUCAAAAUGGGAGACCAAGGAGUAAUUCAUGGCAAGGUAAUAUAGGAGGCAACAGAAAGAAAGUCAAAGGCAAAAGAUUUAGGCCACGGUCUAAUUCAACUGAGUAUUUAAACCCAUGGUUCAAAAGAGAAUCUAAUGUAGCUAAGUGGGUAGAAGAUGUGAAUAAAAACACUGAAGGACCCUACUUUAGGACUCUUUCCCCUGCAAAGUCCCCCUCAUCAUCUACUGGCUCCAUUGCUUCCAGCAGGAAGUAUCCCUACCCCAUGCCUCCACUGCCUGACGAGGAGAAGAAGGCCCACAGAGCGAGUGCCAGGCUAUGGGAGACUUCCAUUUAGGUAUUUAGCUUCCACCUGAGCUGACACCAGAACUGUUUACUUCCAAUUUUAUACAAAUUCAGCAUCACUGAGUCACUGAACAUUCAUCUGCUCAGCAGACAACUUGAUGGAGCGAAGAUACAGAUUGCCACAGGAUAAGCAAGUUCUCCCACUGAAGGAGAACUGAUUUUCUGCAGCUAAGUGAAGUUUUGUGAAUUACAAAUAAAGAUAUUAACCUGGGAUAUACAGAACUGAACAUGCUAAGAGAUUGUGCAUGAUGUCAGAUAUUAUAUAGACAUUCAGAUACUGCUUUUGGAGUCCCAAUGGUGGUCCCCCCCCCCCCCCUGGUCUGACAUAUUCCCAAAUAUCUAAAAAAAAGAGUGAUUCAGAAUUUGGUACAUAAUCAUUUAUCCUGUGUGCAUGAACCUCUCUGUUUGCCACUAUCCAUGUGUAAGGGAUUAAUCAUUUUACUGUAGUAGAAUUAGCAUGCAGGAAUAAGAAAUGUUUUUUCCACAGCUGGGUUCUAAAGAGGCAAAAUAUUUUGACAUAAGCUUCAAUAACAAAAGAGAUUCUUUUCUUUUUUUUUUUACCUGUUGUGAUUACAUUCUCAGUAAAAAGCUACCCGUAGAAAGUUAUGAAAUACAAGCACUGUAGUUAGGUUUUUGGUGGUUGGGGUUUGUUUUUUUUUUUU